AUGAGUGCGGACCCUGAGGCGCCAGCGGAUUCAAAUCGCCGCAGCGGGGGCCACGUCAUUCGGAACAUGAUUUAUAGGCACGACAGCGCACGUAAUCUUGAAAUUGUCACAGGCUGGCAGGAUCAGGGGACGCGUGAGUACAAUCAACGGAUAGUACCUCCUGCCAAGUUGGAGCUACAUCCGAAGCACCCAUGCCACGCUCUCAACUCCCAGCUGCUGCACUGCAGCUUAGACUGCCCGGCGGAAAUGAAGCUGGCGGGACGCAUCGCCACGUGCAACACGGAGCGCAAGAAUCUCAUGGUUUGUUUUGCAAAGAACAAGGCGUGGAAACCGGCGCCCCUGUCGGGGGGGUAUAACUUUUGGUGA
This is a messenger RNA of Trypanosoma rangeli, 366 nucleotides long. RefSeq lists its product as uncharacterized. The coding region runs from base 1 to 366 and encodes 121 amino acids. The transcript has a single exon. Lineage: Eukaryota; Euglenozoa; Kinetoplastea; Trypanosomatida; Trypanosomatidae. The record is from RefSeq and is a predicted model, not a curated record.